AUGUCUGACGACCAACAACAUAAUAAGACGUUUGCUAAUGUCUUUUCAUAUUGGGUGGUCAAAGAUAAGAAUGUCAACAGACAAAAUAAUAAUAAUAAUAACAACAACAACGUUAGACCAAUUAUAAUUCCUAAAAAGUUAAACCAAAACAACAAUGUAAAUCAGUCGCAAAUUCAACAACAACCACAACAACCACAACAACAACCUGUACCAUUAGAGCAACCACAACAACCACAACAAGAGAAACCACAACAACCUCAACAACAACAACAACAACCUAAAAAUAAUGUCACUUUUAUAAAUAAUUCAUAUCAAACUAAUCUAAGAGGAUAUCAGGCAUCGUCUGCCUCAGAUGAAAAGGUUGAUGAAUCUGAAGAUCAACCGGUUUCCGCUUAUUCUAUAAUGCCAAUGUCGUCAGGUAGCGAGAGUGAAAGAGAGUCCAACCGUAAUCUAUUCAGAAGAGGAGUAGCUGGAUUGAAUAUAUCAUCAUCUGACUCAUCUAAUUCUGCCUAUGCCAAUGUUGAUGGGGCAGAUCGUCCAAUCAAUUCCUCUGGUUACACAGUUGUCACCGAUACAGAGAAUUCCUACAAUUCAUCUACCUACUCAUCAUACUCACCAAUUCAUUCGACUGGAUCAAUCUACACACCACUAUCAUCCUACUCUGCCGGUGGAGCAAGUACCUAUUCUACCUUCUACAACUUAUCAUCUCCAAAUAUCAAUAGUAACAACAACAACAACAACAACAAUAUCAACUAUAGUAAUGGCAGUAAUUAUUCCAAUGAUAGUAUGGAGUUUGAUAAACCAAUUGGUGAUUCAACAGAUGAUGAUAAUGAUGCUUAUGAUAAUAAUAAUAGGAAUGAUAAUAGAACAGAACGUGAAAGAUCAUUACUUCAAAGUAGAGAAGUGAAGGAUGUCGGUAGAGAUUGGAAUCGUGAAUUCCAAAAUCUGUUGAGAAUGCAACCAACAUUGGAUAAGUUCCAAAAGUUGACUUUUAUGGCUAUGGAUUUUGUAAAGGCUGCCGAGACCUAUGGACGUAUCAUUAUCAAGGAGAUGUUCAUGCCGGUCAAGAGUAAAACGAUUCCACCUAUCGAUAUCGGUGGGGUUGCUGGCGGUGAGAAGUACAUCUGUCAGAACAUCUUGUUCAAGUUUGCCUACGACCAAAAGAUAGGAGGAAGUUGGCUAUACGGUGGAAAAGUGCCUUCGGAUUUCGGUGCAUCGAAAGCGGCCGGCAAUGAGCUGCGUGGUCUCUCUUUCUUCUUCCAGAAUAUCAUGGAUCAUGAUUGUGCCGAUCGCAUCAAUGUUCCACUGAUGUGUAUCAUCGAUUACUAUGGAUAUCGUCUCGUUGCCAUCUCGCUUUUGCCCAUCACCAAAAAAACUCUCAUCUAUGGAAGUUGUGACGGUGGAAACACAGUACAUGACGACGUACCGGAAGUCAAUGAAAUCAUGGAGCGUGUCUCCAAAGGAAUGAAUCUCAGUGGUCAUCUCUCUGGUAUCAAUCCCAAAUUCAUCUACGGACCUGGUGAUUUUGAAAUUCACCAAUCGGCAAACAAUGAAUUCUACGCAUUGGAUUUCGCCAGAUUACUUCCACCCCAAGCUUAUUUCGAUGAUUCAGGUAAUGCAAUUGCACAUAGAGAUGUAUUCUAUAGAUUGUUGAGACCGGAGUUCUUAAGGACAUGGGAGAAGCCGUUGAAUUCCGAUGCUUUCACUGGAUGGAGUAGUUGUGAUCCCGAUCAGGAACAACAUAACCAAGAUGUUGCCGAUGCCACUAAACAUCUUUUUGAUGUUGUUAUAAGACAGGCGGCAUUGGAGUUAGAGGCAAGAACAGAGGAUGAAGAAAGUUUCGAUGUUGCCGUCGAAGUUCACAAGCUGGGAAUCAAUCUUCGUCAUCUUGGUCGUUUGCGUAGUCAGAUCGAUAGCCACAAGAAACAAAUUCGUAAGCAUAUUCUCAAUGAGAUGAUUGUGCGUGUGCUAAAGGGUGAGAUCAAAGAUGAGUUGCGUAUCAAGUUGCGUGGUCACUUUAUUGGUUCCGAAGAGAAGUGUAUCGAUACCAUCGUCAGUUUCUUGAAUCAUGUAUUCAAUGUCAAUAGAUUCAACAAUGAGAAGGAGUUCUGGACUAUAACAAUCAAGUCAUUGCUACUCGACAAGUAUGGAAGUAACUGUGGAUUGACACCGGAUGAGCUCGACACGAAGUACGAUCUUUCCAACUCCAUCUCCAUCACCGAGGUGAUGAGCAGAUUCCAAGCGAAAACUGGAAUCAAAUUGUCAUCGCGUAUCAAGACAAUACUGGAGAAGUACAGCUCCAACAGCAAUGUUAAUUCUCUCCCAAUGGUUUUGUACACCGAUGUCAAGUCGGUCAGACCCAUCAUCAAGCAUUCCAACCUCAUUGCCAGAUCCGAAGGUAUCUCCCUCUACAUGAAGGCACUGGAGUUCAUCUAUGCCAACACAGUCUACUAUGGAAAGGAACCAAAGGAGCCCGAUUUCACUCGUUUCAGUAAGAUUUUUGCUGAGGAGCAUAGUUUACUUGACAGUUGUCGUCAGAAAUUGGAGUUGGCUUCGAGAUCUUCAACUACCGACGCUUCUCUCCACCAUCUUCUCGGACUGGUUGACGUUGAAAAAGUUAAGCUCAACUGGAAUUCAUCGGCCAACGAUCUACACGGAAACAAUCAUUUGAUGUUGAAACGUGCAGAGAAGACACUGAUUGCAUCGCUUGGUUACCAUGACUCGCCAGGUCCUAUUAUUACACUUGCCACUGUUCACAACAUGCGAUCCGAUCAUGUCAAGGCACACGCCACCUACCAACGAUUGAAAGCAUUCGAGCCACAACUAUUCGUGCCAAGUCUCUAUGAAAGUGCAUCGCUCUACGCACCCUAUUUCACCACACCCAAACAUCUCUCAUACCUCGCCAUUUCCGCACAUCAGCUUUUCAUUUUGGUCGGUAUUUUAGAGUCAUUGCCAGCGGACCACCAGCUUGUCAAGCAGUAUCUACAUAGCAGCUAUAAGAUUCUCUGUGUUAUUCUACUGAGAAGCAUCUCAUUGAAGAAUUGCGAGGUUGCUCGUAUCCUAGAGGCCCUCCACGAUAUAUUGCAUCCCUCAGCAGAGAAAGCAGCGGAAUAUAGCUUUAGCUUGGCAAAAACAUUUGGUCCAUUUAUGGAGCGUGUCUUAAAAUAUGACCCAGCAAUCUUUGACGAUAUACUGCUUGCUUCAACCAAGCUAAACUAUGGAAGUGUACACUUUAAUAGUUUCGUGAGAUAUAUCGAUCACGUUCCUUCGCUUGAGCCAAUUAUCGUUCGUAGUUUGACAAGUCAUCCACUAUCAUCGAUUUCUUAUGAUUAUUUGGAAUCUUUAUUUACUGAUGCCGAUGCUUUAGAAUCAUUGUUAAAAUUGAAAUGCCAGUUGGAUCUACUGGUUUACCGUAAGACCAAUCCAAACUUUGUCAACUUGCUACAAUACCAAAACAAUCUCACAACAAUGGUGAUAACGAAUAUCUACCUCCAAGACGACGAAGCAUUCCUCGGAAUGUUCCGUUGUAUUAAACCAACAUUGACCACCUUUAAAAUGUCAUCGGUGCGUUACACCCAACCAAAUCCAGUUGUUCCAGACGAACUUAUUAUCAGCUGUCCGAAUCUCAAGGAAGUAUCGCUCAGAGACAUUGAAUUUGAGACUCCAUCAUUCCAAUCGCUCUUCAAAAUCAUUGCGCCGGUUGUUGAGAAUUUGAUUCUCGAGAGGGUCCCAAUGGAUGAAAUGCCCGAGGUAUUCCAAUCUAUGAACAAACUAAAACAUCUGGAACUAUAUUCUGUUCACUAUGUCGAUGUUAAACAAUUGCCAUCGUCCAUCACCUCUUUUGGUUGUCAUUCCGAUUUUAACAGUCAUCCUGAAGGCGAGCCAUUUGUCGAGCCAUUCAUGAAACAGUGUCCAAAUAUCACUGACCUACAAAUUCAGAACUACGGUCACAAGUUCUAUGACGAGCUGGCAAUCCUCAAGAAAUAUCCUUUCAAACGUUUGCGAUUGGGUUUGAACAACGCCAUUCUCAGCGAGCAGAAUAUGCAAGAGGGAUUGGAUGUCUGGGGUAAUAGCAUCGAGGAUCUCUAUCUAAACAUCAAUUCCUACGGUACCUUUGAGUUUAUUGGACAAACCAUCAGUUCUUUAUCACUCCUCAGAAAGUUGGAUCUUGGUUGUUAUAAAUUCGAUGACGGUCAUCUCACUAUGGUAAUAGAUAAACUUCAACUGUUGGAGGCAUUCAGGUUCGAUGCCAAUGCCAUUCAAUUGACACCACAACCGAAACCACAUCCAACUCUUUCCAAGGUAAAGAUGAGUGGACUACGCGCACCAACCAACAACUACAUCAACCUCGGUUUGAUUUUCCCUCAACUCAAAGCAUUGGAAAUAUCGAAUCCAGUCAACGUCAACGAUACAUGCUUCAGAAAGUUGCUAGAGAACGUUAAAUCACUUGAAUCACUCCGAUUGGAAUCGUGUUUCGAUAUUACCGAUGCUUCCAUCAUUGCUUUGUGUUCAUCUGAUAACAUCUAUACACUUAUCAACCUAUCUAUUGUUACAUCAUUGAAUAUCUCUGACUCAUCCUAUGUGAAAUUGGCUGAAACAUGCACCAAGCUCCGUAGUCUUGACAAGGUUGGAUCUCCAUUCCACAGAUUCACAACUGAACAAUAUUUUGGUGCCAGAUACACUAAACUCAGUGAAUCAACUUAUGACCAAGUUAAAAGUUGGCCUAGGGAACCAAGUUUGUCAACUUUCCACUUUCUACUUUCACAAAAGAUUAAUUUAUCAAAUGAACAAUAA
Heterostelium album PN500 is the source of this 4794-nucleotide messenger RNA. RefSeq lists its product as uncharacterized. Gene Ontology annotation, biological process: intracellular distribution of mitochondria. The coding region runs from base 1 to 4794 and encodes 1597 amino acids. The record is from RefSeq and is a predicted model, not a curated record. Gene Ontology annotation, cellular component: cytoplasm. The transcript is spliced from 3 exons. NCBI's taxonomy places the organism in Eukaryota, Evosea, Eumycetozoa, Acytosteliales, Acytosteliaceae. Gene Ontology annotation, molecular function: mRNA binding.